CAAAUAUAGUUUAGGAUUAGGGUUUUAUGUAUUACCACCAAAACCUACAUUUUCCAAGUUUUUGGGUCAAGCAAAGCGAGUAUUACAGGUUGAGUUGCAUUUCAGUCUCUCCCUGGGGUUGCGGCGUCUACAAAAUUCGGAGAGAUGGGUUUUUCGAAAGGGCAACUUCUUGAACGCUUACAGGCUCAACAGAUAAAAUUUUCGCAGUAUGAGCAUCCUGUAGUGAUGACUGUUGAAGCCCAGGCCAAGUAUGUUGGACAUAUCAAAGGUGGAUUGAGUAAAAACUUAUUCCUAAAGGAUAAGAAGCACAGAUUUUAUAUUGUUUCAGCCUUGGCUGAUACCACAGUAGACCUAAAAGUUCUAUCUCAAAGGCUUGGGCUUGGAAAAGGAGCGGUGAGAAUGGCACCUGAAGAAGCAGUUGGAGAAAUACUUGAGGUGCCUUUAGGCUGUGUUACUCCAUUCGCACUUGUGAAUGAGUCAGCUAAGCAUGUUUCGUUGUUGUUGGAUCAAGCCCUUCACAUACAGGAUCUUGAAAAGUUUCUCAAGUCAGUAGGAAGAAUGGUUGCCUAUGUUGAUCUUGAGGCUAAUCCUUGUGUAGGGAAGGAUCAACCUCCAGAUUUAGCUGCUUUAGUUCCAUCUGUCAACACCGAUGUUAUGGAGAAAACAGCUUCUUUGAAGAUUGACAGCAAGCCAGUCUCUGCUACUGCCAAAGCAUCAAAGGUUUCCAAGAAGGAGAUAAUGACAAACUCUUUUGCUGAUCCUGAAAAGUUUAUUCAAGAAAUAGUAGAGAAAGCAUCAGCCAUUGUUCUUUCCGAGAUGAAAGAUCAAAACAUUAAGCAGCAGCAUGGCGAUGGGGAACAACUGGUAUCCAGCCAUCUAAAGAAGAAUCUUAGCUUGGAGCUGAAAAAUCUAGCUACGAUGUUUAAAAAUACAGCCUACACGGAAGGCUUUGUUGCUGGUACCCACUGCCCAGCAAAAAAAAAGUGAUGGAAAGGGAGGUUUAAUUGUUUGUCAAAUCAUGGAUGCUGGUUGCUAAUCUCACAAUCUCUUGCUUUUCUUUGAAACAUUUCACAGCUUGAUGGGUGGUUAUUAUUAUUUUUCUUUUUUCUUUAUACGUUUUUGAGGAUUUCUUAGUCCAGAUACCGCAACUGCAGUUGGUUGUUUGUUUUUGAACACCGCAAUUGUUGAGAGCACCAAGAAUCCUGUUAUUGGAAACUAAAAUGUUUACUACGUCUUGUACCUUGUUUAGUACUAGUUGCAUGCACGUACUUCCAUUAUCUAUCUACAUGUUAUAUUCAUCCCCAAA
This is a messenger RNA of Lactuca virosa, 1306 nucleotides long. Lineage: Eukaryota; Viridiplantae; Streptophyta; Magnoliopsida; Asterales; Asteraceae. The record is from the annotation of a GenBank genome assembly.